AUGUCACAAAAAAUUGGACACAGUGGGUUGGCAUUUGCACGCCUUUGGCAUCACGUGGAUGUUGCCCGCGAUAAGAGAACGUUGGGUAGAUUGGCCUCAGCUAUUGCAAUCACCUUGAUCGGUAAACAUAAGCCGGUUUAUCAUCCAUCGCAAGACUGCGGAGACUAUGUAGUGGUAACAAACUGCCAGAAAAUGCGUGUCACAGGUAAGAAGUUCGAACAGAAGACGYACUGGUCCCAUUCAGGUAGACCUGGCCAGCUUAAACUACAAACAAUGGAAAAAGUCGUGGCAGAUAAAGGGUUUGGAGAAGUGCUGAAAAAAGCAGUUAGCGGUAUGUUGCCUAAAAACAAACUUAGAAAGCAAAGGUUAGAUCGCCUGAAAGUAUUUGAUGGUAGCGAGACUCCUUAUAAGCAGAAUAUUACCGCCUUUGCUCAUGAACAACCAUCGUUGCCGGAUUCUAUUAAAGAAUCCAUUUCUGGUCAACCGAAUUAG
Molecule: messenger RNA, 492 nt
Organism: Saccharomyces eubayanus
Lineage: Eukaryota; Fungi; Ascomycota; Saccharomycetes; Saccharomycetales; Saccharomycetaceae
Gene: MRPL23
Product: mitochondrial 54S ribosomal protein uL13m
Exons: 1
Coding region: 1-492 (163 amino acids)
Biological process (GO): translation; negative regulation of translation
Cellular component (GO): mitochondrial large ribosomal subunit; ribosome
Molecular function (GO): structural constituent of ribosome; mRNA binding
Source: RefSeq, a predicted model, not a curated record